Molecule: messenger RNA, 849 nt
Organism: Chiloscyllium plagiosum (whitespotted bambooshark)
Lineage: Eukaryota; Metazoa; Chordata; Chondrichthyes; Orectolobiformes; Hemiscylliidae
Source: RefSeq, a predicted model, not a curated record
GACACACUGUCUUUCUCUCUCUCUGUCCCACCCUCUCUGUGUAACGGGGUUUCCUCAGCCUCAUUGCAGGGUCUAUCCCAAGUGCUGUUUAACUCCUUCCCUGGGGAUGAAUUUCUAAUCCUGGAUCGUUGCUGAUGUUCCCAGUCACUAAGCGGCUGUGAGAGUUACAGUGAGUGUGACUAACAUUUUAUUGUUGUCCCUCUGUUCCCAGCUCCAGUCACCUUGGACCCUAAUACAGCCCAUCCUGCCCUUCUCCUGUCUGAGGACCUGAGCACCAUGAGAUACACCAGGAAUCGGCAGCAGCUUCCCGACAAUCCGGAGAGAUUUGAUUACUGUGUCAGUGUCCUGGGAUCAGAGGGAUUCACAUCAGGGAAACAUUCCUGGGAGGUGGAGGUGGGGAAUAAGACUGCGUGGGAUAUGGGUGUGGCCAAGGAGUCCAUCAACAGGAAGGGGCAAAUCUUCCUGAAUCCAGGUAAUGGGUAUUGGGCACUGGUGCUGAGAGAGGGGAAUAAAUACUGGGCUGGUGAGAAACCAUGGAAAUGGUUAGAGCUGAGUGUGAGUCCGAGGAAGGUCCGAGUCUGUCUGGAUUAUGAGGGAGGGAAGGUGUCCUUUUAUAACUCAGAGAACAAGAGCCAUAUCUACACUUUCACUGGGACAUUCACUGAGAAACUCUAUCCUUACUUCAGUCCAUGUAACACUGAUGGGGGUAAAAACACAGAGCCUCUGAAAAUCUGUCCCCGGAGAGUAACAAUCCAGGAGGAUGAGGGAUUCAUCGCUUCAUCCAAAUAAAGACCUCUCUGUGGGGGGGAGGGGAAGAUCCCACACACUGGGUCACUGGGUAGGGGAAGG